This is a messenger RNA of Pseudonaja textilis, 1614 nucleotides long. It is a transcript of the gene CENPH, whose product is annotated as centromere protein H. The record is from RefSeq and is a predicted model, not a curated record. NCBI's taxonomy places the organism in Eukaryota, Metazoa, Chordata, Lepidosauria, Squamata, Elapidae. Gene Ontology annotation, biological process: chromosome segregation; kinetochore assembly; mitotic spindle organization. Gene Ontology annotation, cellular component: nucleus; kinetochore. Gene Ontology annotation, molecular function: kinetochore binding.
GGAGCGCUCGGGUAAAUCGGUGAGAAGAAAGAGGUUUGGGCGGCGUCGCCGGGAUGGAAGCGCGGGAUGUAGCGGGCUGUCCGGAGAUAGGAGACAAGGCAGCGCUGGUGGCGGCUUUCGGUAAUCCCACGGAAGGAGCGAUGGAGGAAGGAACCCGUUUGCUCUUCAACGAAGACAGUGAGAAGACGCCGGACUUGCUCAAGCUCUAUCGAAUCAAGGAACAAAUAAGUCAGCAUCUUAUGGAAUAUAAUACAAUAAUCAAUUCAGCAGCUGCAGAAAAGAUUCCGGAUCAAGAUAGAAAUGAAAAAAUAUUGGAGGGUUCCAUAGAAGAAUUGGAAAGAGACUUGGAAGAGAUGAGGGUAUCGUAUCAAAACAAAACAUUAACAUUACAAAGGAUCCAAAUAACUGAUGCCCUUAGAACCAAACUGAAAAAUGAAGAUGAUGAUUCAAAGUUUAUUUGGGAUACCGUUAAACAUAUCAUAAUGCUUAGUACAGCAAUACUUAAAUCAAAGCAGCAAUCCCGUGAACUGGAAGAAAAAUUGAAUGAGGUUAAGAACAGAAGACUAGAAUUAAAGCGAGCUGGAGAAUGUAAACUGGCACAAAUAUAUAAUAUGAAGAGAAAACAGAAAGAGGAUUUAGAAAAUAUGGAGGUUGGCGAAAUGUUGAAGAAAGUUCGUGAAAAUUUACAAAAGGAAAUUCAGAUGACCACAUUGAUUCAAAACAUUUUCCAGAACCUUAUUACUGGAAGUGGAGUCAAUUGGGCAAAGGAUCCAGCAUUGAAGGCAAUUGUUCUACAACUAGAGAAAAAUGUGACUGGCAUCUGAAACAACAUCAAGUUAAUGACUGUAUUUUCUUCCUGUGAUUUCCAAAUUCAGAAAAAAGGGUAAUCUAUCAGGUUUUCGUAAUAUACUAGUCAUUGUCUAAGAGUUUUGUAUCUGUACAAGAAUAUAUUCCAUUGAAGUACGAUUAAUAUAGCAACAAAAGAGAAAUUCUGUUACAGUCAUUGUAAAUGUAUUCAAGGAGUUAUUACAGGAGAGUCAUUUAGCUGUAAAAUAAUUCACAUCUCCUCUUAAUAUUGCAUAAGUUACCAAUUCCAGUAACAUUAAAAAUAGCCUUUUGGAAAAGCAGGUAUUUACAAAGGUAGCCACUUUAUUUUCUUAUCACAAUUUGUCCUCAUGUAUGCCUAUGUAUGAUGCAAUUAUUUAUGUCUAAAUUUCAAUGGAUUUUUAAUGAAUCAUCAGUAGUUCAAAUAUUCAUAGUUGAUAUUGCCAAAUAUUAUUCAGCAGUAUUUUCUUCUGGGCCAUUCUUGUAAGAUAUUUUUAAUAGUCUAUUUCUCUAUAUCUGCUGUAGAUUUUCAUAGCCAAUGAACAGAUAAUAUAGUAAAACCAGAAGUAAAUUCUACAAUACCUAAAUAGGAGGCAAUCUCCUAAAUGUUGAUAAGAGUUUUUUGCAGAAAUGUUAUACUGUAAUUGUUCUAUAUUGUUAGGUUACCUCGUUUGUUUCCAGACAAAAAUAAAUAUUUUUAAUUAAGACACACAAGGAUCCAUACAAAAUGGCAGUAGGAUCUUGCUCUCUUAACACUAUAUAUAUAACAUUCCCACUGCUGCUAUUAUU